This is a messenger RNA of Knipowitschia caucasica, 4164 nucleotides long. Lineage: Eukaryota; Metazoa; Chordata; Actinopteri; Gobiiformes; Gobiidae. The record is from the annotation of a GenBank genome assembly.
AUGUCUGACCAGAAUUACUACUGGACCGUGCUGCCCAGCUACAAAACGAGCUUCGUGACUGGAGCGAUGAUGAAACGCUCAAAAAGUUCCAGAAACAACAAGAGGAGGAGUCUGGCGGCUGCGACUCCCUCUCCCACUCUCUCCAGACCUCUGUCACCUCUGCCUCUCUCCACAGCUGGAAGCAGUCCCUCAGAAAGUCCCAGGAAUGUCUCUGCCAGCUCCUCCGCCAACUUCCAGUUCGCCCGCAGCCAGCUCGCCCGCAACGAGAGGCCCGAUGGCAGGAGGUGGUCUGUGGCCUCGGUCCCCUCGUCCGGAUACUGCACCAACGCCCCCAGCUCCUCAGUCUCGUCGUCUUCGUCGCAGGAGCUGCUGCACCAGCUGCCCUUCCAGCCCACACAGGACGACCUGCACUUCCUGUUCAAACACUUCCGCAGCAGUGAGAGUGUGGCGGACGACGACCCCUCCCAGUCCUGCGUCCCCGCUCACAGGGUCCGCUCCCGGAGCCUCAGUCCUGGUCGCACGUGUGGCUCCUUUGACAACGAGAUUGUGAUGAUGAACCACGUCUACAGAGAGCGCUUUCCCAAGGCCACGGCUCAGAUGGAGGGCCGUCUCUUGGGCAUCAUGGAGGAGUGCUCCCCGGGCUCCGCUCUGCCUCUGGCUGACGGGGUCCUGGGCUUCAUCCAACACCAGCUGCUGGAGCUGGCCCGAGACUGCCUGGACAAGUCCCAGAGCGGCCUGGUCACCUCCCGCUACUUCCAGGAGCUGCAGGAGAAGCUGGACAAGCUGCUGCACGAGGCGUACGAGCGUUCAGAGAGUGAGGAGGUGUCCGUCAUCAUCAAACUGGUGAAGAAGAUCCUGAUGGUGAUCUCUAGACCCGCCCGCCUCCUGGAGUGUCUGGAGUUUGACCCGGAGGAGUUCUACCAGCGUCUGGAGGUGGCGGAGGGCCAGGCCAAAGUGGGUCACGUCAAGACGGACAUCCCCAAAUACAUCAUCAGUCAGCUGGGGCUCACCCGGGACCCCCUGGAAGACAUGGUGCAGCUGGAGCAGACCAGUCCCGGACACAGAGCCUCGAGCCGAGACUCGGACGACGUCGCGGACACUUCACCGCUUCAGAGCCGGGCCGCCUGCACCCCCCCUCGCAGGAAACCCCUGGAGAGCGACUUCGAGAACAUCAAGCUCAUCAGCAACGGAGCUUAUGGGGCUGUGUACAUGGUGCGACACAAAGAAACCCGUCAGAGAUUCGCCAUGAAGAAGAUCAACCGCCAGAACCUGAUGCUGAGGAACCAGAUCCAGCAGGUGUUUGUGGAGCGCGACAUCCUCACCUUCGCCGAGAACCCCUUCGUGGUCUCCAUGUUCUGCUCCUUCGAGACGCGCCGCCACCUCUGCAUGGUCAUGGAGUACGUGGAAGGCGGCGACUGUGCCAACCUGCUGAAGAACAUCGGGCCUCUCCCCGUGGACAUGGCUCGGAUGUACUUCGCUGAGACUGUUCUGGCUUUAGAGUAUCUGCACAACUACGGCAUCGUCCACCGAGACCUCAAACCCGACAAUCUGCUGAUCACCUCCAUGGGACACAUAAAGCUGACGGACUUCGGUUUGUCCAAGAUCGGCCUCAUGAACAUGACCACGAACCUGUACGAGGGACACAUCGAGAAAGACACCAGAGAGUUCAUCGACAAACAGGUGUGUGGGACUCCAGAGUACAUUGCCCCGGAGGUGAUCCUGCGGCAGGGCUAUGGCAAACCCGUGGACUGGUGGGCCAUGGGCGUCAUCCUCUAUGAGUUCCUGGUCGGCUGCGUGCCUUUCUUUGGGGACACUCCAGAAGAGCUCUUUGGACAAGUCGUCAACGAUGAGAUCAUUUGGCCUGAUGGGGAGGACGCGCUGCCUGCUGACACCCAGGACCUGAUCACCAGACUGCUGCGACAGAACCCCAUGGAUCGCCUCGGCACAGGGGGCACAGCGGAGGUGAAGAUGCACUCCUUCUUCCUGGGUCUGGACUGGAACGGUCUCCUCCGACAGAAGGCAGAGUUCAUCCCACAACUGGAGACGGACGAGGACACCAGCUACUUCGACACUCGCUCGGAUCGCUACUGUCACAUUGGCUCCGACGAAGACGACGAGACCAACGACGAAGAGUCUGCUCUGGAGCUGAGGCAGUUCUCCUCCGUGGCUCAUCGCUUCAGCAAGGUGUACAGCAGCUCGGAGCACCUGUCCGCCUCCACGCCGUCCAAUCAGAGCCUGUCGUCGUCGGACCGCAGCCACAGCGAGGAGAAGGAGGACCGCUGGGAUGGGCGGAGUCACAGCGAGGAGAAGGAGGAGCGAUGGGAGGGACGGGCCAUGCUCUCCCCCGACUGUCACAAGCAUUUGGCUGUGGAGAGGAGGGGGGAGGGACCCCGAGGGAGCCUGCGAGCUCGGGCCUCCUCCAGCUCGUCCCAGUCCGAGCGCAGCGCCAGUCCUUUGGUCAUGAACAGCACCCAGAGCCUGGACAUCAUGCCACGCUUCGCCAUCCCUGCAGAGGAAGAGGACGGCGUGGUGUCGAACUUGCGUCGCAUUCGUCUAAGGAGCAACAGCACAGGAACCCGCCCGUCCUUCAGGAGAGGAGCAUCCCGUCGUAUCAACCAUCAGCUCGAGACCCCAGACAAGCAGAAGCCCGCGGGGGGAAAGGUGCCCAAGUCUGCCUCUGUGUCUGGGCUCUCCCUCAUCAUCACUCCAGAUGAGUCGGGCGCUCCCCCCAGCAGCCCCAAGUCCUCCCUGUCCUUGUCGUCCAACCCCUCGUCCAGAGACUCGUCCCCGAGCAGAGACCUGUCUGUGAGCGUGAGCUGCCUGCGCCCCCCGGUGGUCAUCCACAGCUCCGGCAAGCGCUUCGGCUUCGCGCUCAGGGCCAUCAGGGUCUACAUGGGCGACAGCGACGUCUACACCGUGCACCACAUGGUCUGGUGUGUGGAGGAGAACAGUCCGGCGCACGAGGCCGGGCUGCGAGCCGGAGACCUCAUCACUCACGUGAACGGGGAGUCAGUGCAGGGCCUGGUGCACACGGAGGUGGUGGAACUGCUGCUCAAGAGUGGGAACAGAGUCACACUGCAGACCACGGCUCUGGAAAACACCUCCAUCAAAGUGGGUCCGGCUCGGAAGGCCAGCUGCAGAGCCAAGAUGGCGAGACGCAGCAAGAAGAGCAAGAAGAAGGACGGCCAGGACAGCAGACGGAGGAGCAUCCUGAAGAAGCUGUCCAAGCACCCUCCCCCCGCCCCCCUGCACAGCAGCCGCAGCUUCUCCUCAGGGUUCCACCAGUCCUCCAGCGACAGCCUGUCCGGGUCCCCCACUACGAGCCUCUCUCCUGGGCCCUCCACCCCCUGCCGCUCCCCUGCCCCGGACCACUCUGGAGACUCCAGCUCCUCCCCCUGCUCCAGCUCCCCUAACUCCCCCGUCCCGCAGGCGAGGCCCAGCUCACUCCACGUCCUGGGCCGCUACACCAAAGCGGGCCGCUGCAAGUCCACCAGCAGCAUCCCCCCCUCCCCCCUGGCCUGCAUCCCGCCUCCCAACCAACCCGUCUCCCCCCAGUGCUCCCCCUCCUGCCUGCCCACGCACCCCAAGUCCCUGCAGACCUUCCACGGCAAGACCCUGUCCCCUCCCACCAUCGCCCGCCACUCUGUCCGUCCCCGGAGCGCAGAACCGCCGCGCUCUCCGCUCCUCAAGAGGGUCCAGUCCGCGGAGAAGCUAACCGGAGACAAGAGCCACGAGAGGAAGGCGUACAGCACCCGACGCCACACCAUGGAGAUCCCGCUGUCCGAGAGCGAGGGGCAGGAGGACGGAGACUGCGACGCUGCCUCCGGCUUCGUCUGCGUCGGCGAGCACGGACGCCAGGGCCUCAGCUUCGGGUCGCCGCGGCUGGGAACGCACCAGGAGUCGUCCAGGAACUCCAAGGAAGUGGUGGUGAUGCGCAAGCUAGCUCUGUCCGAGAGAAGGGACUCGUUCAAGAAGCAGGAGGCGGUGCAGGAGGUGAGUUUUGACGACCUGGAGGAGCAGUCGCCCAGCCCCACCUCCUCGCUGCCCGGGACCCCGCCCAAGGGAUUCAAGGCGUCGUGGUUAAACGUACAAGCCGCCGCGACCACCACGCCGCCGGAGGUGAAGCCACGAACGAGGGCGAAAGAGAAGGAGCCUCAACAGUGA